This is a messenger RNA of Conger conger (European conger), 6633 nucleotides long. RefSeq lists its product as uncharacterized. Bases 2208 to 4157 code for a protein of 649 amino acids. The transcript is spliced from 2 exons. Gene Ontology annotation, biological process: DNA integration. The record is from RefSeq and is a predicted model, not a curated record. Gene Ontology annotation, molecular function: nucleic acid binding. Lineage: Eukaryota; Metazoa; Chordata; Actinopteri; Anguilliformes; Congridae.
GAAAGCCCCCAGGUGAGAUCAGGCUCAAUGCUGCUUCAUCAGCCUGAACCCGCUGGUAUGCUGGACUUCGCUAAAUACCUGGCACGCCGCGAGCUUGUCACCACGGGUCUCACACAUUUCGACGACCGCCCAGAGAGUUUCAGGGCGUGGAGGUCAGCGUUCCUCGGUGCCAUCGAGGGCCUAGACCUCACAGCCAGUGAGGAAAUUGAUUUACUCACGAAAUGGCUAGGAAAAGAAUCAUCCGACCACGUGAGAAGACUACGGUCAGUUCAUGUGAAUGACCCAAGUGCAGCACUAAAAAUGGCCUGGCAAAGGUUAGUUGAGUGUCACGGCGCCCCAGAGAUUAUCGAAAAGGCUCUGUUCCAGAAACUGGACUGCUUUCCUAAAAUCUCAAAUAGAGAUCACGUCAAGUUAAGAGAACUUGGAGACCUUCUAAUGGAACUGAACGCAGCUAAAGAAGAUGGACACUUACCUGGCCUAGCAUACCUAGACACCGCCAGAGGCAUCAGGCCCAUAGUGGAGAAGCUGCCCCACAGCCUGCAAGAAAGGUGGAUGUCUCACGGCACGAGAUACAAAGAGGAGAACCAUAGCUGCUUCCCUCCAUUCUGGUAUUUCACCAGAAUGGAAAUUUCAUUUGUCUGCUAUGAAGCAAAGGCCAGAAACGACCCCAGCUUUGCCAUCUCCAGCAGCAACUCUGUUCCACCAGAAAAAAAUGAGAACUUCACAUCUAAAUUCAACAAUCGAAGAAGUCCCAUCUCUGUCCACAAAACAGACAUUUCCUCCGAAGCCCCCUCCCACACAAGUUCGGCGGUCAAUGACAAAGACCCAGGUAAAGACUGUCCCAUCCACAGUGCACCCCACCCAUUGAGAAAAUGCCGCGGCUUCAGGAUGAAGACGCUGGAGGAGCGUAAAGCUUACCUGAGGGACCGCGGCAUCUGCUUCAGGUGCUGUACAUCUUACACUCACCUAGCACGCGAUUGCAAAGCCCUAGUAAAGUGUACAGAGUGUGGCAGUGAAGGCCACAGCACCGCUCUCCAUCCAGGUCCGCCACCCUGGGCCUCACAGGUCCCCAGCCCUUUUUCUAGGCAUGGCGGGGAGGAAGAGGAACCCUCAUCCUCAACGCCUUCCGUGAGUAAUGCAUGUACUGAAGUCUGUGGUAAAGGCCUCACAGCUAGGUCCUGUUCCAAGGUCUGCUUAGUUCAAGUUUAUCCAAAUGGUAAAUGUCAGAAGGCAGUUAAGAUGUAUGCAAUGCUCGAUGACCAGAGUAACAGGUCAUUAGCAAGGUCAGAGUUUUUCGAGCACUUUCACAUCAACAGUGACGCAUCUCCUUACUCAUUGAAAACCUGUGCUGGCGUUAUUGAUACUGCUGGAAGGAGAGCUGAUGGUUAUCAGAUAGAGCCUGUAAAUGGGUGUUAGUCUGACACUCCCGACACUGAUUGAGUGCAAUGAAAUACCAGAUAAUAGGUCUGAGAUACCUACACCAGAGGCAGCUCGACACCAUCCACACCUGAAGCCUACCGCCUCCGAGAUACCAGAACUGGACGAAAGCGCACACAUCCUCCUGCUGCUGGGCCGCGACUUCCUGAGGGUGCACAAGGUGAGGGAACAGAUUAAUGGUCCUCAUGACUCACCAUUUGCCCUCAAGCUGGACUUAGGGUGGGUCCUGAUAGGUGACGUGUGUUUAGGAAACUCUCACAAACCAAGUGUGCAGAGCUUCAAGACAAACAUACUAGAUAAUGGCAGACCUUCACUGUUUACACCAUGCCGAAGCCAUGUCUUUCUCAGAGAAGCUGAACAUCAAAGACGAACAUGGGACGCAUUAUGUCUUCGAAAGCAGCUCAACAUGCAGAGCAGACGAAGAUCCUAUCGAUCACUCAGUGUUUAAGCGCACGAAGAACGAGAACAAGCUUGCUCUUUCUAUAGAGGAUGAGGUCUUCUUGGAAAUCAUGGACAAAGAGAUCUUCCAAGAUAAAAACAACAGCUGGGUUGCCCCGCUUCCCUUCAGACGCCCAAGGCCUCCACUCCCUAAUAAUAGAGAGUGUGUCUUCUCCGAUGCCUCCACCAAAGCGAUUGGUGCAGUAGCAUACCUCAGAACCAUCACUGAAGAUGGACAGUAUGAUGUUGGCUUUAUCCUGGGAAAGGCAUAGCUGACGCCUCAAGAUGAACCUACUAUACCCAGACUUGAACUUUGCGCAGCUGUGUUAGCCAUGGAGAUGUCUGACCUCAUCCUGGACGAAAUUGAUACCAAGCCAGAUGCAGUGACGUUCUACUGCGACAGUAAGGUUGUACUUGGUUAUAUCUACAACGAGCGCAAACGCUUUUAUGUGUAUGUACACAACCGAGUCCAGAGAAUCAGACAGUCAACAAGGCCAGAACAUUGGAAGUACGUGCCCACAGAGCUCAAUCCAGCUGACCAUGCCUCUAGGUCUGUAGUUGCCUCCCAUCUCCAAAACACUACUUGGCUCACAGGGCCAGGCUUUCUCUACAAACCUCCGGAAAGUCAACCUACAACGCAAGGCUCCUUUGAACUGAUAAGCCCAGAGUCCGAUGUAGAGAUUCGUCCUCAACCUCAAGUCACCAUUGCUGCCACCAGCGUACAAGGGAAACAACUUACCUCAGAGCGCUUUGAACGGUUCUCUACAUGGAACUCUCUGCUAAAGGCAAUAGCAUUUCUUAUCCAUGAGGCCCGUUCCUUCAAGUCAACCUCAGCCAGUCAGACAAGCAACUGCGCCGGCUGGCACCGGUGUCAACGAUCUGACCAUCUGGAUGAAUUAUCCCAAGCGAAGAUAGUCGUCCUCCUUACGGUCCAAAGGUCAGCCUUCUCUGAGCAGUAUAACGCUCUCAAGGAGAAAAGAGUCAUUGCCAAGAAUAGCACCCUAGCCAAGUUGAACCCCACCUUGGACAAGAAUAGACUACUCAGAGUCGGUGGCCGUUUGACACAUGCGCAGUUAGACAACGAAGAAAGGAAUCCCAUCAUCUUACCUGGCCGGCAUCACAUCUCCACCUUGGUGAUUCGCCACUACCAUGAUCAGGUAAAGCACCAAGGCCGCCUCUUUACUGAGGGAGCCGUACGCACGGCAGGAUUCUGGCUAGUCGGUGGUAAGAGAUGCAUCAGCAGUGUUGUACACAAAUGUCUCACAUGCAGGAGGCUGCGUGGAACAACAGAAAACCAGAAGAUGGCCGACCUACCAGAAGAACGACUGAGUACAUCUCCACCAUUCACGCAUGUCGGUCUGGACGUGUUUGGUCCCUUCACAGUCGCAGCACGCCGCACACGAGGAGGGCAUGUUCACAACAAACGUUGGGCUGUGCUUUUUACCUGCAUGAGCACCCGUGCGGUGCACAUAGAAGUUAUCGAAUCAAUGGACACUUCAAGCUGCAUUAACGCCCUGCGAAGGUUCUUUGCCAUUCGUGGUCCUGCGAAACAGCUACGCUCUGACUGUGGAACGAACUUCGUAGGAGCAAGCAAGGAACUUGAAUUCCUCGAGACAGCAAAGGAGCCCAAUGUACAGAAAUACCUCAGCAACCACUCUUGUACAUGGGAAUUCAAUCCACCCCACGCGUCCCACAUGGGAGGAGCCUGGGAGCGGAUGAUCGGAGUUGUGAGAAGGAUACUGGACUCUAUGUUGAUGCAAGUCGGGUCACAACCUCUCUCCCAUGAGGUCCUCUGCACAUUCAUGGCCGAGAUAUCUGCUAUAAUCAAUGCAAGGCCCCUUGUUCCCAUCUCCACUGACCCAGACUCACCUCUAAUACUUACCCCAGCUAUGUUACUUACACAAAAAGUUGGAGUACCUCCUCCUCCAGGAAACUUCUUAGAAGGCAACCUCUUCAGGCAGCAAUGGAGACAGGUGCAGAGCCUAGCUGAUAAGUUCUGGUACCGCUGGAGAAAGGAAUACCUUCCGACUCUGCAGACCCGUCGCAAAUGGAAAGAAAUGCAGCCCGACAUCCAAGAAGGAGACCUUGUUCUGUUGAGAGACACUCAAGCAGCACAUAAUGAGUGGCCAAUGGCACUUGUCUCCAGUGUGUUCCCUAGUGCAGAUGGAAAGAUACGCAAAAUACAAGUCAAAGUCAGCAAGGAAGGAACAAGCAAAAUGUUCCUCAGGCCCAUUACUGAAGUCAUUCUUCUCUUGCCUAAAAAAGAUCAAGGUGGACGUUAGUUAUGACAUCUUACAGAUGCCAGGCGGGGAGUGUUCUGCCCCCAGCUCAUUGUGUGUGCAUUUGGCUGAGUGUGUUUUAGCCCCCCCUAGUGGCAUCAUAGCAGGUUGCUUGUCUGACAUCACAGCAGUGAACAGGAAGUGAAGGCAUGUUUGUCCUGUAAAGUUAGAGCUGUUCAUCUAUUGCCAUCGUUAGUCAAAGUUUGUGAAAGCAUCGUCUUUUCACUCCUUAUUCAUUAAUGCAUUAGCAACGGCAUCUUAUUAAAGAAGACGACUAAGAUGAUUCCUGACUCUUCGCAUUUAUUGGAUGGAGUUUGGCUUGCUGUUAAGUUGUGUCAGGACACACAAUAAGAACAGCUGGGUGGUUUUGAGUCCCUGUCUGUGUGCUGCACUAUGCGGGUGGUUUUGAGUCCCUGUCUGUGUGCUGCACUAUGUGGGUGGUUUCGGUGAUUUUCGGGUUUCUAACAUUCCUUCUCAGUCUUGCAUUCCUUACUUCCUGCUUCUCUCGCUAAUUAAUGUUGUAUAGCACUAUACUUACUAGCAACCACUAAUAUAGAUAUUGUACAGUAUCAUUGAUCAUUAUUCAGAGCCGAGUUACCAGUUCGCCUGUUUAUUUAAAUUCUCUUCGACAACCCUUUGCCUGAUUCCGGGUUUUCCUAGUCGCUUUGUUUUGUUUACCCUUCUGAUUAUUUGGUUUUGAUUUUGAUUCUCCUGCCUUUUUUUGACGUUGAUUUUGCCUUACCCUUAUGUACCUUUGCCUUCUGAUACCCCUGCUUGUUUUUUCGACUUUCCUUUUGCAUCUCGUUUUGGCUUUGUUGUCUCCUGAUCUCUCGGCUUUGGACUUGGACUGAAAUAAAACUAUGUUUUUGAAUAUAUCUGGUCUGCGUUUGGGUCUUCAGUACUGUAAAUAACACUAAAGCUGAAGUGAACAGCAGUUCACAUUGUAGAUUGAAACACAAAUAUAUGUCCUGUAUUUUUUUCAUUGCUGUUGAGAAACAGCUGAUUGAAGUUUGGCAAAUAGAUUAAUCAGCUGAUUCCCAUCUAGGAAACACACUCAGGUGUUGAGGUUCUUUCAAUCACAUGACCAUAUAGUAUCAAAAGAGGACCUCUUUGGGCUGGUCUUGUGUGGACAGAGAAAAAUAUAGUGCAACAGAAAGAGAGAAAGAAGAAUGGCUGGAUGAGGGAGAGGAAGACAGUGCCAGGACUAGGGAGAGGAGAUGGACAAGGACUAGGGAGAGGGAGAGGAUUUAGAAUGUGUGGUGCUGCUCAAAGAGGGGCCAGAGCUAAGGUAACAGAUGAGAUAAGAGCUACCAUCAUAGACCGUGUCAUUAACCAGAGGCUGGGGAACGAGUACAGCCUCUCAGCCGGGACACAGUGGCAUCCAUUGUCCAGAUUGUUUUGAGAAACCAACAGGUAGGGUAUCGUAUAAGGGCUGCUCCGACUGCACAGAGUAAAUAAUCUUUCCAUGUAUUACAGUAACUGUAUGCCUCCAGUCCCUAAUAUGUAGCUGUAUUUUGUUCCUCUAAGGAUUCAAUGUCUACCCCCCUCAGGGGGCAGAGGAAAACUCCUAAAUAAAUAACAGGGGCUUGCUAUAGUCAACAUGGUGAUUGCUGACAAUGAGAUAAAACUGAAGGAAAUUCAGGCCAGAGUUGUAGAGGACAACCUUGUCUUUGGGAAUAUUGAUGGAAUCAGCAUAACAGCUAUUUCUUGGACACACAGAGUCUGAAUGAAACAACUGUAUAAAUGUUCUUUUGAAAGGAACAGUGAGGUUACCCAGUGCAGUGAUUACUGUACUAUACGUAGUGUGUACUGCAGUAAAAUACUCUAUAGACCUGGGGUACAGUAGGUAUACAGCAAAGCAUUUACACACACUGUGUUUGAUUACUUUCACAGAGUCAUGGAGUUGGAGGCCAAUCAAGCCCCACACAACAUGAUCUACAUUGACGAGGCUGGCUUCAACUUGGUGAAAAGGCAUCGCCGGGAAAGAAACAUAAUUGGCAAAAACCACUUGGGGGACCACUUGCCAAUAUAUAUGAUCACAUGGGACAAUGUGGCAUUCCACCACUCCCGUGCAGUCACAGCCUGGUUUGACGCCCAUCCAAGGAUGCUGUCCCUUUACCUCACCCCUUACUCCUCUUUCCUCAACCCCACUGAGGAGAUUUUUUCUGCCUGGAGAUCGAAGGUUUUCAAUCAUCUUCCACACGACCAAAUGUCCCUCCUGGAUGCAAUAGAUGCUGCAUGCCAAUACAUCACAGCUGAACACUGCCAGGGGUGGAUAAGGCAUGCCAAAAGAUUCUUUCCAAGGUACCUUGCCAGAGAAGAUAUAAGGUGUGAUGUGGAUGAGAACAUGUGGCCAAAUGCAGAAGAUUAGAAGAUAAAUUUGUAUGUUUCUUUUUUAUUUCUUCUGUACCUUUUUCUGUUUGUAUAUUUUGUAUUUUCACACAAUGGUGACCAGCGGCUAAAUUGCAUAUUUUUGUUC